UUUGACGUCAGCUGCACUUGGAGCUUGACCAUGUUCGGGGAAAACCUGUCGACUGACGCGGAAGAUUUCACUUUGUGUCUCACGCCAGGAAAGUAUGGAGUUGAGGUUGGAAGAGAGCUGACGAUUAUUUCUCGGAAUAUUCUUACUCUUGUUCAGUCCAGCUGGGCGUGAAAGUUUGAACCUUCAAACUUUCUCCACUCGAAAGUCGGCGAGUCGCUGUCUGAAGCCAUGACAAGAGGCCUACUCUCACCGCUCGCCACUUGUCAAGUUCGUGCCCCGGUCUUGACACCAUGGACGGUCCCCGGGUAUAACCAGGGACCUAAACUCAAACUCCUAGUCCUCUACAACUGUGAUACUUUGUGAAAAAUGCCACCAAAUGUUGUGACCACCAUGAAGCGAAAACUAGAUGACUUCAUUGACGAUGAAGGAAGCUAUGGCUCCCAGCGCCAGUCUGUCCUCAACAUAUCUAUGUGCAAGCUGAAAAUGGUUCCAAGGCGGCGAGUGGAACCAUGUCUUCGACGUAGUGUCCUCAUCUUAAACACAUUGAAACACAUCGAAACUGAGUUAGAGAUGGAGGGUGUGUAUUUCACCUCUCCUACUGACGCCACAUUUAAUCUCACCGAUCCAUCACAUGGCAAGAUUGAUCUUGAUCCCCUGCCAGAAUGCAACUCAAACCCUUCUUUUCUGCAGCCAUCAUCUGUAUCAUUUUUGCCUCAUGUUGCCACCGAAGGUCCACCCUCACCUAUGCCAAAACCAGUUCAAGAUGUAGAAAAUAUGGACACUAGUGCUAAAGACACAUCAGGGAAAACUGUGUUAGACUUGGUGCCUUGUAAACUGGCAACAGCCGAAGUGUUGCCAUGCACCCCCGUAUCAAAACUGUCAGCUUCCAGAAGUUAUAUAGAAGAUGCAAAUAAUAAUCUGUUGCCAUCAUCAUUUGCCAGUUUUGCAUCCAACUCGUCUGCCUCAUGGAGUGAAGACUUUAGUGAUAUAGACAUAAGUGUGUGUGAUGUCGAUAUCUACUCAAUUUCAUCUGCAAUGAAACUUACACCUCUCAGUGCUGAGGAGGUGCUUCAUUCCUUUCCAAAUACUUCAGGACAUGCCAGUGACAGUUACCCAUCUUUCAUAAACUCACAAUGUGGCACUUCAUUUAGGAACGAAUCGGUGAUGGACGAUUUAGACAAUAUCAUGCAGAUUCUUGUUGGGAUGUGAUCGUCAUGGUGUAUGUUAUAUAUGUACAAGUCACAGCAUAACACAAAGACUUACAAGAUACAUGAUAUUUUUACAUAUUUUUACAGGGAGACUGUACUGACAUGUGUCAGGUUAAUUUAUUGUGAACUUCUGUUUUGUCUGUGGUCAUAUGAUGACUGAUCAUAGUAAUGUACAAUUUGGUUAUUUAUUGACAACUAUCAUGCUUUGAUGCAAGGAUAUUGUAAUAAUAGCCACAGGACUUAUCAAAGCACAUCAUUGGCCAUGUUAUCAAUAAUGUGCAUUGGCCUGGAGACAUCCAAUUUGAGAAGGCGCCAGUUUUGCUCAUAUCAGUGGUUGUGAUGGUCUCCAUAUUGAACCAUGUGCAAUCUUCCAGGCUUCAUUAGUGUCAAAAACUUUUGAUAUGAUUUUUAUCAACAGUGGCCAUAUAUUUUUGAGCAUGGAAGUAUAAAAACUUGAAUUAUGCAAUGCAUGAAUUCUGUAAUGCUAAAGGGAGAUAAUCGGGAAAUUGGACUGGUUUCCUGGUUGGAAUGAACUGACUUUGAACCAAAUAUGCAUGGCAGUGGAUGAAAUGCAAUUCACCAAAUGGUGCUUAUUGUUACAAACUAUCACAUUGUGGUAUCAUUUAAAAGAACAACUUAGUGCACAGGAGGAAAAAUCUGGACAGAAACAUUGAAUAUAUUGUAGUGCAUACCAAUUACCAUCGGAUAUGACAAUUCCUAUUUUCUCUAUGGUAAAAUAGUGUUGUAUUAUGCCAUACUUUCUAGUGCUGAUAAUUGAAUACAACUUUUGAAGGAAUCAGUUUAAUGGCAAAGUUAUUGUGCAUAAGGAUUCAGCUAUUGCUGAUUUCAACCAACCAACCAACGUCACACAUUUCAGUGUAGUGCACCUUUUUUAUACCACUCAAAUUGAUAAGUUGUUGUUGAUGAAUAAGUCAUCAUGCUGAAAUUGAAAGGUUAUUUGGAGGAUCUUUGAAAUUUAUGGCAAUAUUUUCAUGUUUGAUCUUCACAUCCAUACUGCAUUACUUGUGAUAUGCCGGUUAUAGGUGUUUCGUCAUACAUUACUCAUGCCAUUGCAUUGUUUCACAACAUGAUGCAAAGCCCAUUAAGUUCAUAUUGGUUUUAAGUUAAUCAUUAGAAUUAUUACCUUAGUCUCAGAGCAACAGUAGUGAUGCCAAACAAAUAUGCUAUGUGGACAGAUCUAGUCAAAUGUGUCUUUUUGGCACUUGUUUCACAAUUUUGAAAAUAUUUUCAAAGGUGUAUUUAUAUCCUUAGCAUAUGCAUUUCAUAUAAAUGAUUGCUAGAUUAGAUACUCAAAUUGCAACAUAGCAAAGAAAGCAGAACUUCAAAUUGAUUAGUGUACUCAUAUUUGGGUUUGGGUUAACUUAAUGCAAAAACUGCAGGUUCUUUUAGUGUUUUAAAGAUUACUAAAAUUUGCGUUUGAAAUCACUCAUAUAUUAAAUAUUCCCUAGUAUUACUUAUAUUGUUAGUAUAUGCCAAGGGAAAUAUUGUCCAUGGUAGUAACCACAGAAUCGGAAUGUUACCCAAGCAGAAUGUUAUUCUUCUCUCUGGCAUGUCAACCUGUUAACUCUAGGCUAUAAAUGAAGGGUCAGUCUGACCUGGACUUUAGUUCUCAAUGAUUAGCAUGCAAGCAUCAACAGUUCAUAUUUUUCAUCAGUUAAAUAUUUUACCAACCUGUGUAUUUUAUUCAUGAUUAUUAUAUUCAUAUUCAUUUAUUACUCAGCCAUUUCUUCCAUCCUGAAGAGAUAAGUCAUUUUUGAGUAGGAACAUACUGUCUGCAGAUUUCUAUAAAAUCAUUUUGUUGCUGUAAUUUCUUAACUGGGCUGCUGUCGACUUCUCCACAACAUUGGCCAAGGAUUAAGUUGUUCGGUUGUUUAAAUUUGUUUUCAUAAAUCUGAAAAUGUGUAUGUUGCAAACAGUAUUGAAUGGUCUGAAAAUGAAUGAAAAGAGAAACUGUAUAUUUUGUCAAUAAUACCUGUCAGAUGGAUAUUUCACAUUGAUGAAAAGUUGAGAAUAUUUUUACCGAUGUUAAAAGAAUAACUUUUGGCAAAUGGGUCCAUGCUGUGUCAGACAUGAUAGUACUGGUGAUAGUUCAGGCUUCCAUAGAAUCAGCUGAGGCAAUGUCACUUGUUUUUUCAUGCACAAUAAAGAGUUUAUUGCAAACAAUACUUACAUCCCAAGGAUUGUUUAAAGAGAAAUUAAAAGUUUCUUUCAUAGCAAUAAGUCAAGGAAUGUAUUUAUUCCUUUGACAGGUUACAUGAAGUCCUUGGGAAGUUCUACUUAGAGAAAUAGCAAAUACAGCUGUUACCAUGGUAUCACUAUGUGUUAAUAUUGUUAAUGUUGACAUUUUGCAGUCAUUACAGCUUCACAUUGAACUAUCUCAUAAUACCAGCUAACUGUUCUAUAUUGGCAGCAGAAAUGAUUUGAGCUCAAGAUCUCAGUGGCAAAGUAGAGAUUUUAGUAUUGAUACAUUUGUGUGAUACAUAAUAAUUUAUGUAUUGCUUCAAGAAAUUGAAAUUAAUAUAUUUGUGAAAUGACUUUCUCGCCACAUCUGUGAUAUAUACUUGUAUGUACAUUUUCAUAGCUUGUGCAGGAAGUUGAGUUGUAAUUUAAAACAGUUGCCUAUUUUGCUUGUAACACUGUAUCUUGCCAAGAUCACUCAUGAUUUUUAUUUCUCAUGUGAUCUUUUACAGGUAUAUCAUAUUUAUUUGAAGAACUAUCAGUUUGAGAAUAUCAAAUUAUUUAUUGUCAGCACUAACAGAAUUUAUUUAUUCGCUUCAAAAUACUAAACAUGGCUCGGGGCACAAAACGACCAGUAUUCCAAAUGUUUUUUGUAUGUGUUUUACCGUCCGCCGAGGUAAAUAAAAACAAGUCAGAAUAUCUACAGAAGGUAACGUCAAAUAUUUCUCGUGGAAAAUUGUCUUCAAACGGCAGCAAACUUUGUUGGCAAAAAGCUAAAUCAGUUAUGUUCAUACCUUACGUACGUUAUGACAAAUAAGUUUUUUUUAUGUGCUUGAAACCAUCGACGAAACUUAUUUUCCACGCCAGGGAAAUAUCUCGACGCUGGUACAUAGCUGUUUGACCCGGUUAACGCAGGCUCGGCCGUCCCGAUCACUGGAGGCGGGGCUAGGUCGCGUCGAUCACGCUCAGCCUUCGUGACUUCGUCGUCAUAGUUACUGGUACAUAAACUGCCCAGGAUGGCUGGAAAAUGGGUCGAUGUUUGCCGAGUGUAGGCCAAGGCUAGGGUUGGCUCAACUUAUUGGUCGCCUCCGCUGUUGGGGCCACUAGCUUGAGCGCGCUGAAGCUAAACUCGCAGAAGAUUUUGCAGAAAUUAAUUUUCUGAAUCCUUUGAUAAAUUUUGCGUUCGUUUGCCAUCGCAAUAUGAUAUUUCGAUGUCAGAAAUUUAUGUUGGUUACAAAUUCUAUUCGGUUCGUUGUACUUUAAAAGCGUUCGCGGAAACUGAAUAGGUCGUUUUUCUGUUUGUCAAAAGUUGGUUUUCUGUUGAUAAAAGGAGAUAUUCUGUGUAUAUAUUGCGUUGAUUUCCUACUGUUCUCAAGGACAUGGAAAAUUGUUUUGUACAGACAGUGAAGGAAGAUGCUUCACAUGUUUUAUGUUAUUUAUUACAUGUUCAUAUGUUUAUCAUGGAAAACAAAGAAUAUUACCAUACGUUGUUUUCACUUUUAAUUCAUAGUAGAGCAUAGUAUUAUCUGAAAUCCAAACGUUAUAUUUUAAUACUGAAUCAUGUGUAAAUAUUCAACAAUUAUUUUAUCAGUAGUUCUCAAGUCUUUCUCAUACUUUCUACUCUUUGAAUAUAUCUAUCUUUGUAGAAGAAAGACAUUUUCAAAAUAAAACUUCAGAUGUCAAUAAGUA
Haliotis rufescens (red abalone) is the source of this 5096-nucleotide messenger RNA. RefSeq lists its product as uncharacterized. Gene Ontology annotation, molecular function: transcription regulator activity. Lineage: Eukaryota; Metazoa; Mollusca; Gastropoda; Lepetellida; Haliotidae. Gene Ontology annotation, cellular component: nucleus. The transcript has 3 exons. The coding region runs from base 367 to 1209 and encodes 280 amino acids. The record is from RefSeq and is a predicted model, not a curated record.